AUGACUUCAAUUGCCCGAUUAGACUCAUCAGAAUGGACUCGAAUACAGUCUGGGGUAGUGGCACCGGACUUUGCCACUGGAGUUAAGGGUAUCUUUAUGAACAGCUUAGAAGGUGGAGCCACUAACAUUGAUCUAAGAGUUGAUUUCUCGUCUCUAAGUCUCUUCUGCAAGGAUAACGGUGAAGGCAUAACCAAAGCUCGACUAGAACAUAUAAGUAAGCAAUCCAUGAAUAGACGUACAGGUAACUUAAUUCGUUCGUUAAGUACCAUGUCUCGACUAACCAUCAUUAGCCAUGUUGAAGGUGUUCCAACCACUUACAUCACGGAGGGUUUGCUGCUGGUAAAACCUUAUAUUGAACAUCACCUGUACAACGAUGGUGUAUUCAAUAUAGGAGAAGAUUCCCUUGUUUCAACUCAUGGUACAGUGACCAUUGUGUCGAACUUGUUCUAUAACGUCCCAGUUAGAAGGACCCAAUUGCUUCUGAUUCCUCGAUAUAAACUAGAGAACCAACUACGUGAGGUUAUACUUGAAGCAUUGAUGGAAGCAACUAAUUACACUACUGGAGUUUCACUUAACGUAUCAGUAGUAUCGUCGUUGGGGAAGGAAUUAGUUCCCUUGCUACAAUCUGAUUUAAGUCUUUCUAGGUUUUCAUUUGAAGAUCUUCUACACGAUAUUUUUGGGUUCAGCCGUGCUUUCAUGAACUUUGACUGUGACGACAAGGACGACUCUAUGAGCGUUAGAGGCGUUGUAUCCCGUUUCUUCGUUCAAACAACAAGGUACCAAUACAUUUUCAUUAACAACUCCAGGGUGAAGAUUCCACGGUCUAUUAGUAGAACCUUGAAUCGAGUUUUUGAAAGUGUAAGCUUUGAAAAUGAUCCUACUUCUUUGAAUAGUCCAAUCAAAGGUGGACAAGGAGUCCAGAAGGCUUCUUGGAGACCGUAUCUGAAAUAUCCGGUGAUAAUGGUGAAAUGCUCAACUAAGUCCAACACAAUUCCGAGUCUGGAUCAAUUGGAUAAAAUAUUUAAAGUCAUAUGUGAAAGUAUGAGAGAAUUAAUAAGUGUACAUGGUGUUCCCACAAUUGAGUCUCCCAGGAAACCAACUAUCCGAGGAAACAAAGUUUGUCCGAAUAAGCGAAUGAUAACCAUCGUUUCUCCACCCAUAUCAGACCCAUGUUUGGAGCUGAGAUAUUCGAGCUGCAACAAACGCACUAUUGAUUUAAUGAAUCGCACGUCGUUGUAUCAGAUCCCAAAGCAUGGUUUCAAAAAUUAUGAUUUACGAGUGGUUCGACAAAUUGAUAAUAAAUUCAUCAUGCUAUCCAUGGGUCUCGAUCGAGUGAGCGAUCGUAAACAUGUUCCUGUUCUAAUGUUGCUAGAUCAACAUGCUUGUGACGAGAGAAUUCGAGUGGAAGAACUCUUUAAAGAGUUUAUUGAAAGUAUUAUUGAUACUAACGUAACUCUCGGCACGAGGUUAGAUAAGAUUGUUGAAUUUGAUGUUGUUGCGUCUCAAGUUGGAAUGUUUGAAUGCUUCAAGCAUAACUUUAUAAAAUUUGGUAUUCAAUAUGAAAUCAACCAUAAGCGUAUUCUGGUUACUCAUUUACCAAGAAUCAUAUCUACUCGUGACUCUACAUUUAUUGAACGGUCAAUGCUUCAACAUUGUUACGACCUAGACAUGCAUUCUAAACAGGUGAACUUUGACUUUAACAAAAGUGAUUGGUUUCAUGGCAUACCUCAUCUACCACAGGUCUUUGUCGAUACCAUCAACUCCAAGGCCUGUCGAUCCUCUAUAAUGUUUGGUGAUGCAUUGGAUAAACAGGAGAUUGAACAUUUGGUGCUUUCUCUAACACGAUGUCAACUUCCAUUCCAAUGUGCACAUGGGCGUCCAUCAAUAAUACCCUUAUUGGAAUUAUCUAAUUCAGAUAUCACUGGAACUUAUGCUACAGACUAA
Molecule: messenger RNA, 1944 nt
Organism: Lizanozyma spartinae
Lineage: Eukaryota; Fungi; Ascomycota; Pichiomycetes; Serinales; Debaryomycetaceae
Gene: MLH3
Product: mismatch repair protein
Exons: 1
Coding region: 1-1944 (647 amino acids)
Biological process (GO): mismatch repair
Cellular component (GO): mismatch repair complex
Molecular function (GO): ATP hydrolysis activity; ATP binding; ATP-dependent DNA damage sensor activity
Source: RefSeq, a predicted model, not a curated record